AUGUACAUCCAAAUAAUAAAGAUUUUUAUGCUCAUUGUGGGAUUUGAAGGAAGCGCCAACAAACUAGGCAUUGGCAUAGUUAGAGGCGAGACCAUUUUAGCGAACGAAAGAGAGACGUACAUACCCCCGCAGGGCCAGGGAUUCAAAAUAACAGAGGCUGCAUCGCACCACCAAGCGCACAUUAUGCCGCUCUUUAAGCGCGCGCUAGAGAAAGCCAACGUAAAGGUGGGAGAGAUAGAGUAUCUGGCAUACACUGCAGGGCCUGGCAUUGGGCCGUGUCUGCAGAUAGUUGCAGUCUUUGUGAAGGUGCUAGCAGAGAUGUACGACAUUCCAGUGGUGCCCGUGAACCACUGCGUAGCCCACAUAGAAAUGGGGCGAUUUAUUACGCAGUCGGACAAUCCGACAAUUUUGUAUGUGAGCGGGGGAAAUACACAGAUCAUCGCAUACCACGACAAGAAGUACAGGGUGUAUGGAGAGACUCUCGACAUAGCAAUAGGAAACUGCCUGGACCGGCUGGCUCGGGAGCUAGACAUACCAAACGACCCGUCCCCCGGAUACAACAUAGAAAAGCUUGCUAAGAAUGGGACGAACUACAUAAAACUGCCGUACACCAUAAAGGGAAUGGAUGUUUCUUUUUCGGGAAUAUUUACGUACAUAAAACAGUAUCUGCAAGACUAUCCGCUGACAGAGAGCCUGAAGGCAGACAUCUGCUAUUCUGUGCAGGAGACUGCGUUUGCCAUGCUGGUAGAGGUUUCUGAAAGGGCCAUGGCGUGCACGGGCUCGAAUGAGAUACUGGUUGUAGGCGGCGUGGGGUGCAACAAAAGGCUGCAAGAGAUGGCAACAGCGAUGGCAGUGCAGAGAAGCGGAAAGGGAUACAGCGCAGAUGAAAGGUACUGCAUAGACAAUGGGCUCAUGAUUGCGCACACCGCGUACAAGAUGCUUUUGGGAGGGUAUGAGUGCAAGGACAGAGAAUGCAAGGUUACACAGCGAUAUAGAACAGACACAGUUGAUGUAACCUGGCGCGAGUAG
This is a messenger RNA of Nematocida minor, 1029 nucleotides long. Its product is annotated as N6-L-threonylcarbamoyladenine synthase. Gene Ontology annotation, biological process: tRNA threonylcarbamoyladenosine modification. The transcript has a single exon. Bases 1 to 1029 code for a protein of 342 amino acids. Gene Ontology annotation, cellular component: cytoplasm; EKC/KEOPS complex. The record is from RefSeq and is a predicted model, not a curated record. NCBI's taxonomy places the organism in Eukaryota, Fungi, Microsporidia.